AUGGCAUUACGUGUAAACAUUGUUAGUGGUGAUGAAUCGUGGAUUUACUGUUAUGAACCAGAAAAUAAACGACAGUCGGCUGUUUGGGUGUUCCAAGGCGAAGAAAAGCCAAAAAAGUCAUCCAUGGUCGCGACAUUUGUGUCAAAAGCGGGUCGUAUUGCAACAAUUCCUCUUAAUGAGCAAAGAACUGUUACUGCGGAUUGCUAUACCACCAUUUGUUUGCCAAAAGUCAUCACCGAGCUUCGAAAAAUCAACCCCAAAAGAAGAAUCAUCCUCCACCAAGACAAUGCAAGCUCGCACACAGCCCAAAAAACAAGGCAGUAUUUAACGGAAGAAAACGUGGAAUUAUUGGACCAUCCUACAUAUAGUCCCGAUCCAAGUCCUAACGAUAUCGUUACCUUUCCGAAAAUUAAAAAUAGACUGCGUGGUCGAAGGUUCCAGUCACCAGAAAAAGCAGUUGGCGCAUUCAAAAAUGCCGUUUUGGAUCUGCCAGCAAACGAGUGGAAUAAGUGCUUCGAAAAUUGGUUCGAGCGCAUGCGCAUGUGUAUUAAUCUUCGUGGAGAAUACUUCGAAAAACAAUAA
Messenger RNA from Acanthoscelides obtectus, 582 nucleotides. NCBI's taxonomy places the organism in Eukaryota, Metazoa, Arthropoda, Insecta, Coleoptera, Chrysomelidae. The record is from the annotation of a GenBank genome assembly.